AUGAUUACCGGUAAAGAUAUGUACAAUGUUUUCACAGCGAUUGUGCCAUUAUAUGUUGCUAUGAUAUUAGCAUAUGGUUCAGUUCGUUGGUGGAAAAUCUUCACACCAGAUCAAUGUUCUGGUAUAAACCGUUUCGUGGCGGUUUUCGCAGUUCCUUUGCUCUCUUUCCAUUUUAUAUCCUCCAAUGAUCCAUAUACUAUGAACUACCUUUUCAUAUUAGCUGAUUCACUUCAAAAAGUAGUUAUCCUUGCUGUUCUUUUUCUAUGGAACAUUUUCACAAAAAAUCAAGAUAGUCUUGAUUGGACUAUUACAUUUUUCUCACUUUCAACUCUUCCUAACACACUUGUCAUGGGAAUCCCUCUUUUAUCAGCCAUGUAUGGUGGUUCAUCAGGAAAUCUCAUGGUGCAAAUUGUUGUUAUGCAAAGUGUUGUUUGGUAUACUCUUAUGCUGUUUUUGUUUGAAUAUAGAGCUGCUAAACUUCUUAUUACACAACAGUUUCCUGAAACUGCUGCUUCUAUAACUUCAUUCAAAGUUGAUUCUGAUGUUGUUUCGCUCAGCGGUAGAGAGCCGCUUCAAACCGAUGCUGAGAUUGGUGAAGAUGGUAAAAUUCGUGUGGUUGUUAGAAGAUCGAUUACUGGUUCUAACUCUAUGGUGAUGCCACCACGAGUCUCGAAUCUCACCGGUGUUGAGAUAUAUUCGGUUCAAUCGUCAAGAGAUCAGCCAACACCGAGAGUUUCUACUACUAGUAUUAAUCAAAUUGAUUCUUAUGCAAUGUUUCAACACGGGUACAGAAAUAGUUUUCAAAGAAAUAGUGAUGUUUAUUCCAUGCAAUCUCCGAAAGUGAGUGGUGAGAGUGAGAUGUUUAAUAUUAAUAAUGGUUCUUACCCUCCUCCAAAUCCAAUGCUUUAUGGUUCUACAAAUACUGGGAGAAAGAAGAAAGAUAGCAUUGGUGGUGGACCUAAUAACAAAGAGUUACACAUGUUUGUGUGGAGUGAUUCACCUGUUUCUGAAAGGAAUCUUAAGCAUGCUGUUAAUAGACCUCCCUCUUUUGAUUUUGGAACUGUUGUUGAUCCUUCAAAAGCUCUUCCACAAGAAAACACUGUUUCACCAAAAGGUGUUAAUGACAUGAUUGGGGACAUGAGUCUGAAAGAAAGAGAUGUUGAAGGAGAGAAUGUAAGCAAAAAGAAACAGAUGCCACCAGCAAGUGUGAUUACAAAACUCAUUCUCAUCAUGGUUUGGAGAAAACUCAUUAGAAACCCUAAUACCUAUGCAAGUCUCAUAGGACUUGUUUGGGCUCUUAUAUCAUAUAGGUGGAACAUUGAAUUGCCGGCGAUUAUAAAAGGUUCAAUCUCAAUCCUAUCGAACACUGGACUUGGAAUGGCCAUGUUCAGUCUAGGUUUGUUCAUGGCAUUACAGCCUAAGUUGAUUGCAUGUGGUAAAAGAGUUGCAACAUUUUCUAUGGCGGUGAGGUUCUUAAUCGGACCCGCUGUGAUCGCGGCAACCUCAAUCGGAGUUGGUAUCCGCGGAACUCUCUUACAUGUUUCAAUUGUUCAGGCUGCACUUCCACAAGGUAUUGUUCCAUUUGUGUUUGCCAAAGAAUACAAUCUUCAUCCAACUAUACUCAGUACUGCGGUUAUAUUUGGAAUGUUGAUUGCAUUGCCUAUAACAAUACUCUACUAUGUGCUUCUUGGACUAUAG
This is a messenger RNA of Vicia villosa (hairy vetch), 1698 nucleotides long. Its product is annotated as auxin efflux carrier component 2-like. Gene Ontology annotation, cellular component: plasma membrane; endoplasmic reticulum. NCBI's taxonomy places the organism in Eukaryota, Viridiplantae, Streptophyta, Magnoliopsida, Fabales, Fabaceae. The transcript has 5 exons. The record is from RefSeq and is a predicted model, not a curated record. Gene Ontology annotation, biological process: auxin export across the plasma membrane; auxin polar transport. Bases 1 to 1698 code for a protein of 565 amino acids. Gene Ontology annotation, molecular function: auxin efflux transmembrane transporter activity.